This is a messenger RNA of Penicillium antarcticum, 1650 nucleotides long. RefSeq names its product Carboxylesterase type B. Bases 1 to 1650 code for a protein of 549 amino acids. The transcript is spliced from 4 exons. The record is from RefSeq and is a predicted model, not a curated record. Lineage: Eukaryota; Fungi; Ascomycota; Eurotiomycetes; Eurotiales; Aspergillaceae.
AUGCUACCAAUCAUCUGGACCUGUCUGCAGAUCACUUCAGUGGCUGCAGCCAAUUUGCCCAUAGUGGACCUGGGCUAUCAGCGCCACCAAGCAAUUAGCUUUAACUCUACGGGUCACUAUUACCAGUUUACCAAUAUUCGCUAUGCCGAACCUCCGCUAGGAUCCCUGCGAUUCGCCCUCCCCGUCUCCCCGCUCAAUCACACUCGCGAGAUCGUCAAUGGCACAGGACUGGGAUAUAUCUGUCCUCAGUCUCAGGCAUGCUGGUUCGAUGUGCAGAAUGAGUUUGUCGCUGCCGAGACUGCGGGCUCGAGUUUUAAUUUUACCGCUGCGUAUGACCAGGUCUAUGGACUGGAUGGCUGUACCAGCGCACCCACCGCUGCAGAGCGAAAUCUUUUAGAGUCCGAAGAUUGCCUGUUUCUUGAUGUAUAUGUCCCGGAGAAGGUCAUGUCCAUGCGACAUGGUGCGCCUGUGCUGGUGUAUUUCCAGGAUGGAGCAUAUGUGUCUGGGGACAAGUCUGGUCAGAAUCCUUCUGGUUUGAUUCACACCAGCGUGGAAGAUGGUUCUCCUGGUGUGAUCUAUGUCGGAGUUAAUUAUCGAUUGGGUGUAUUUGGAUGGCUAUCUGGCCAGAAGUUCCGAUCUGCCGGGGGCCUUUCCAACGCCGGACUGUAUGAUCAGCGAUUAGCACUCGAGUGGAUACAGCGGCAUAUCACUAAGUUUGGAGGGGACCCCUCGCGCGUCACAGUCAUGGGUGUUUCGGCUGGUGGGGGUUCGAUGACGAUGCAAUUGACGGCCUAUGGACGUGCCAUUCCCCCUCCAUUUGCCCAGAUCAUUGCGCAAAGUCCAGCCUGGGAAGCGGGCACCAAGACCCCGGCCAUUGAGGACAAUCUACUGGAUACAUUCCUGGGGUUGUUGAAUGUAAGCAGCAUCGAAGAGGCCCGGCUUCUGCCGUCUCAGACCUUGAUGGAUGCAAACUAUGUGUUGGUUGCAACUCGUCCGUAUGGAGCUGGUAUAUUGGGACCAGCCAUUGAUGGAUAUUUUGUACCCGACAGUCCCAAGCGACUCUUGCUAGAGCACAAGGUUGAUUCUUCCGUGCGAGUCCUCACAUCCUACACUUCCAACGAAGGAUUUGCUUUGGCCCCAGCCAAUAUCACAGACGAUGCCACUUUUGGAAGAUAUGUCGAUGUGCUGCUCCCUGGGGCCAAUUCCAGCGUACGCGCUCAUGCCAUCAAGGUGCUUUACCCACCCAUCUUCGACGGCAGCUGGCCAUAUCGCAGUCAGCAUGAACGGGCGAAUUUGUUCUGGUCUGAGCUUACUACCAGUUGUAACACUCGGUAUCUACACAGCGCCGUCGCUACGCCGGGGUAUGCAAUUGAAUACGCAGUGACGCCUGCGAUGCAUCUUUCAGAUACCACAUCGGUCUUUUACAACGGAGAAAGCUCUGACUCAUUGAAUGUCACAAUCGCACAUUUGAUGCAACGCCAAAUCGUGCAGUUUGUUAAGACAGGUAGUCCAAAUAUCGAGGGAUAUCCUAAAGUGCCUCUCUACUACGGACAAGCGGAUCUGCUUUAUAUGGGAGAUAAUGGAGUGAGUGUCAAGUCGGCCUCCACGAACACAGACCGAUGCUUGUACUGGCAGCAGGUUGACUUCUGA